AUGGCUGAUUACACUGCUAACAAUGGCUACCGGGCUCCUGUCUGGAGAACGCAGAUUAUUGGAUUUAAAGUUUCAGUGAAAGUGGCGAUCAUCUCGGAGGGAGAUGCUCCGCCUGCAUCACCGGACCCGGGCAGCCUCAGCAUCAGACGAAUAGCACCGUCAGAGCGCGGUCUUCAGGCUGCGAGUAUCUCUCUGUGUUUAUCCUGUGUGUUGGGCUCCGGCUGUGGGACAUUGGCUGCCGCCAACUCCUUGGAGUAUCUUAUUGGACACUGUCUGUCUCGGUCCUGCUUGUUGUGGGGGGGCAAACAGUGGUGGGAUCCAUAUGAAACAUGUCACAGAAAACAGUUUGUCUGUCGGCCAAAUUCUGCGACAGAGGCUCUGCUGUGCCCAACAUCAACAUCAUUCAUAGACUCUUAUUCACUGUCUGGUCCUUUUGGUUCAACUGUGUAUAAUAAGGACUUUUGCUGGAAGCCAGCAUGUAAACCUGAUUGCAAUCACACAGCAGCAGCCUCAGGAUGGAGGAGAAACAACCCGCAUCCCAGUCAGUCUUUCAUGAUGUGGAGGCUGCCUAGGGACGCCACACGAAGCCCUGAGUAUGUCAUGUUUCCGUGGAAAUGUCCCCCAUCUGAAGAGGAGAUCUAUAAGGCCUUGACAGCACAGUACUGCUCCACCUAUAAAUGUGACUUCAUGGGCAUGCCUCAAGGAUAUAAUCACACUGGUUAUACAGAAAGAAGACUUGCACCUCUGUGCAGUAGGUACCGUGUUCCCCUUUCCACUGACACAGAGAUGAGGGACAAUUAUCGCCAGCCAAAGCAAAAACCUGAGCUGAUGGCCAAUCAUUCUCACUACAGCUGCAACACGGAUCCUAAAGUGGCCUGCCGUGGUAUAGUUCCAACUGUUGUGCAAAGGCAUGUCCACACUCAGCAGAAACGAUCACAUCUGUCAACCUAUGACAGGUUUUGUGGAAAGAGAGUUACUAAUGUCUCAUCUGUAAUAAGGUCCCUGCUGCCCCAGGAGCUAGAGCGUUUACACAGUAUUUUACCUGAGGAAGAAAAAGAAGCUGUAAAAACAGUUUUGAGGAAAGAUACUCAUCCAAACAAUGGGGAUAAAGUAAAUAAACUUCCAGCUGUUGUGCGUAAGUCUUGCUCACUAGAGUAGAUAUCAAGCUGGCCAGGACCUCUCUCAACCGUGUGGCUCAAAUUAGUGGUUGGUGUAUCUGUGUUUGUAUUUCGUGGUUUUAUGAAAUUGA
Messenger RNA from Toxotes jaculatrix (banded archerfish), 1249 nucleotides. Its product is annotated as testis-expressed protein 26-like. Lineage: Eukaryota; Metazoa; Chordata; Actinopteri; Toxotidae. The transcript has 9 exons. The coding region runs from base 1 to 1158 and encodes 385 amino acids. The record is from RefSeq and is a predicted model, not a curated record. Gene Ontology annotation, cellular component: cytoplasm.